Messenger RNA from Anopheles marshallii, 5925 nucleotides. It is a transcript of the gene Slik, whose product is annotated as STE20-like serine/threonine-protein kinase. Gene Ontology annotation, molecular function: protein serine/threonine kinase activity; ATP binding. Gene Ontology annotation, biological process: protein phosphorylation. The coding region runs from base 1 to 5925 and encodes 1974 amino acids. The transcript is spliced from 13 exons. NCBI's taxonomy places the organism in Eukaryota, Metazoa, Arthropoda, Insecta, Diptera, Culicidae. The record is from RefSeq and is a predicted model, not a curated record.
AUGUCGUUCCUAAACAAUCUGAAGAAGGUGUUUCACCUGGGUAGUGGAGAGGCGAAGAAGAAACGCAUCUUCAAUAACAUCCGCAUGGACACGGACCCGGCCGACUUUUGGGACAUGAUCGGCGAGCUUGGUGAUGGUGCAUUUGGUAAGGUUUACAAGGCACAGAACAGAGAAACAAAACAGCUGGCCGCCGCCAAGAUGUGCACAUUGGAAGAUGAGGAGAAUCUGAGUGAUCAUAUGGUCGAGAUUGAUAUCCUGUCUGAGAUCAAGCAUCCUAAUAUUGUCGGCCUGUAUGAAGCGUACUCGAUCGACGAUAAGCUGUGGAUGCUGAUAGAAUAUUGUGAUGGUGGUGCCUUAGAUAGUAUUAUGGUGGAACUAGAGAAACCUCUCACCGAGGCGCAGAUUGCUUACGUAUGCAAACACAUGUGCGCCGGACUGAACCAUUUACACAAGAACAAGGUGAUACACCGGGACUUGAAGGCCGGCAACGUGUUGCUGACAAUGGACGGUGGGGUAAAACUUGCGGAUUUUGGUGUUUCGGCCAAGAACAAGCAUACAAUGCAAAAGCACGACACCUUUAUCGGUACGCCGUACUGGAUGGCACCGGAGCUUGUGCUGUGCGAAACGUUCCGGGACAAUCCGUACGACUUCAAAGUCGAUAUCUGGUCGCUCGGCAUCACGUUGAUCGAGUUUGCUCAAAUGGAACCACCAAACAGUGAGAUGUCUCCAAUGCGGGUGCUGCUCAAGAUACAGAAAAGUGAACCACCCAAGUUGGAUCAACCGUCUAAGUGGACGAAACACUUUAACGAUUUUCUCGCACGUGCGCUUGUGAAAGAUCCACAGCAAAGGCCGUCAACAGACGUGCUUAUGGGGCUACCGUUCAUUAGCGGUAAUUUAGACUCGAAACCCAUCAAGGACCUGCUACUCGAGUAUAAGGCGGAUGUCGUCGAGGAAGAACUGGUAGACGAGGAAGCAGAGAAAGCUAAACGACAAGCGAAACGCAGAUCGCUCUAUCAGAGGGAACCCCGCAAUUCUGCUCUUCCGCUCGACUUGGAUGAUGAUUCUUCAUCCUUGCAGAGUCAAGAAACUGAUAAGCUUCCAGAUACACCCACAUCCCUAUCGAAGUCAUCCAGGGAUUCGAAAGAGUCUACUCCCGUUCCUGCCACCGAAGAUGAUCCCAGCAAGCCGAAAAUUGGCCCAAUACCGACUCCUGUCGGUGCGGCAGGUCCGCCGGGCACGAUACCGCUUGAGAAAACACCAGCUAGCGUAGAUACUAAACCGGAAAUCAAAAAAUCCCAACCAACGCCGCCAAUCGUUCUGGCAUCUCCAGCAAGUGGGGACGUUUUCUCGCAACCAACGAUGAAAAAUUCUUCGUCUUCGAAUAUCACUGGUGGAGCGGUAAAUGUUCCCACUCCUGUGUUACCCGUGCCUAAGGAAGUUAUAUCUGAAGCACCUUCUGCGGGAGAUUUACAUUCAGAGUCAACGGUUGGAAUUGAUCAGAGGAAGACUGCUGCAGCAGGUGGAUCGUCCAAUACUGCUGCUGUCAAGAAAGGACCGGCACCACCACCACCACCACAAACACCGACAUCUCCCAUGACCAAGCAACCUUCAACUUUAGGAUUCGAUGGUUCCUUGUCCAAGGACGUUGUUCCACCAACACCACCUGAAACGCCUCAAACACCAUCGGAAAGUGAAAUCUCCGUAAAGGCUCUAGACCGUCCAGAUGCAACAGUACAGGGCAGUGUAAUGCCGCCACCACCACCGGCUCUGAUGCGAAUGGGAAGUAGUGGUGUGAUAGAAGAACAAAUGAAAUCUCCCCGUAAGGAACAUGCACCGACACCACCGUCCGAUAAAGAAAGUCCCAAGACUUCCACUCCACCGAGUGGAAAAUCAACGAUUAACGACCAUGAGCGUCCUUCGUCACCGAUAGCAAAUCAACCAUUUGCUAACUCUAAUAAUAACAAUGUUGCCAUUCCGAGAGCGAUUCACCCGCAUUCAUCUCUACCAGACGAUGGUGGAGUGGACGAGGGAGUGAAAAUGAUAACGUCCACCUCAACGCCAUCUGCGGUACGAAAUCAAUUGUCUCAUCAUGCUACCCUGAUGAACAGCUCAUCAUCUUCUUCCACUACAUCCAUUACCAUCAACGAUGCGACCGUACUUUCCGAUCCUUCAAACAGCUUGGCGAGCAAUGUGGCACAGGUAACGGUUGUCACGAGUCACCCACCGGUGAUAAUUGACAACUCAAUUCCCUUAGCAUCAGCGGCAGCAGCAGUUGCGUCUUCCGGCACUUCCUCUUCUGCCUCAUCGACGAAAUCUUUCGGUUCGUCGCAGCAACGUCGUUCCCGUGUCAUAUCUCCACCUGGUAUAGGAGCCCACGAUGAGGUGAUUAUCGUGUCGAACGAGCUCAACAAAACGCACGUAAACGAAUCUUCAACGGAUGAUGAUUUUCAGUCAUUGGACAGUCUGGAGAACGUUUCCCCGCGUCAUCAUUCUAUCCGAACAUCGUCGCAAUCGGGAAGUGGUCGGGCGAUCGCGCGAAAGUUGGAUGAAAGCGAAGUGCUUAUUGUUAGCUCCGGUUACGACGAUCGUCGUGAGGUGCUCCUUGCGGAUGAUAUGAACGCUGGGUCACCGGAUCGCGAUGUGGAUGCGUACGGCGACGGCGAUGCGUUUAAUGCGAGCAGCAAUAACCUACUGAAUAACAGCAGCAAACUUUUGCUGGAUACUAGUCAUGUAUCGGUAGUAACGGUGGGAGAAGAGGAAAUUAAGGUUAAGGAUUCCUCUCAGCAUCAUCCGCAGCUGAUCAAUAAUCCGCGUAUGUCUCCUCACCACUACCAUCACGAUUCCACCAGUGACUUGUCAAACGUUAGCUGCGGACCGAGUGAAUCUAGUGACGAUGUGAAGGUGGACAUAGUGGUAGGUGCUGGUGGUCGUCAACAGAUGUCACAACAGCAACAAGUUCAACAGCAUUUGCACCAGCAGCAAAGAUCACCCUCCGGUUCCUCUUUAUCGCUUCCUAGCCAAACGGGCAAAGUUGGCACUGGUGGAGGUAGUAUUAUCAAUGGCAAUAGAUAUAAUGGUGGCACUGAGUUCCAUGAAAGCCGGGAGGAUGUUAGUAUAAUAGUGAAUAAGCGAAAAAUUGAAAAGUCUCGGAUUUCACCGGAUAGUAGUGUCGGUUCGCUUGAAGGUGGUGGAUCAGUUCGUUCGGCAAGUACGCCCAUUCACCAGAAUCAUCAUGCGCAUCAACAUGGCGGAGUGGCGGGCGUAGUGAUCGCUGGAAAUCAUCAUCAACGAUCGGGUAGCAGUGGAACGGCACCUCCGGCAAUAUCAUCAAAACAUCUUCACGAUCGUAGUGAUGCGGAAAGCAUUGCAACUACCACUAGUCACGAUAGUCGCGAACAUGCAGCAGUCGAGCUGGAAGAAGAGGUGACUCUCCGCCGGAAACCUGCUCUCGAUCUCGAAGAUGAAAAGGUACCAUCUUCUGUUAGCGGUACAGUGUCGUCCGGAUCAUCUACCUUGGUUAGUAAUGCCGGUGGUAAUAGCGUCGCUACGACAACAGCAGGAACUCCUGGAGCUGUUGGAGCGGCUGUAACGGCUGCUACUGGUACUGGAGGUACUGUCGCCGGUGGUAAUGGUACGGCUGGCAUAAAACAAAAAGCUAACCGAAACUUCACCAAGGAAGAAUUGCACCUGCAAAAUCUGAAGAAGAAAACGAGAAAACGAACGCGUAAAUUCGAAAUCGAUGGGGUACAAGUGACGACCACCACAAGCAAGGUGAUUUACAGUGAUGAGGAUAACAACAAACUGUACGACGAUCAUCUGUUCCGCAAGCAAGAAUUACGCGAGUUGAAGAUGCUACAGAAGCAGGAGAAAAAACAGUUUUACGAUCUGCAGGGUAAAGAAGCGAUCGCCAAAGAGCAGCAAGAGAAGAAAUUCGAGCAGGAGCGACUACAGCUAGAACGUACGUUCGAGGCAGAUAUGGACGUGCUGGCCCGUCAGCACCGACAGACGGUAGAGAAGUUCGAGCAGCAGCAGGAAGCAGAACUGCGCAACACAUCGAAGAAGAUCCGUGCCGAACAGGAGCGAGAUCUGAAACUUUUCCGCGACAGUUUGAAGCAAGAAAUACGACUGCUAAAACAGGAAGUGGAUUUAUUGCCGAAGGAAAAGCGAAAAGAUGAAUUCCGUAAGCGAAAAACACAGAUGGAGUUUGAACAUGAGGAGCGUGAAAAAUCGUUUUUGUCAUCGCUGUCGGAAAAUCAUGAGCUUGCUCUGCGGCGAAUCAGUGAAAUCUAUCGCGAGAAGCUGUCCGCUACCGACAAAGGUUACCUGCAACAAAAACAAACGGCAAUGAGAACGAGAGAAGCGAUGCUGUGGGAGCUAGAAGAGAAACAUAUCCACGACAAGCAUCAACUUGCUAAGCGCCACGUGAAGGAUAUAUGUUUCAUGCAGCGGCACCAGAUGAUUAUCCGCCACGAAAAGGAGUUGGAUCAAAUUAAGCGUAUGAUCACUCGAAAGGAAGAGGAACUGUUGAAGCGACAAACGAUCGAAAGGCGAGCCCUGCCAAAGAGAAUCCGUGCCGAGCGGAAGGCUCGCGAUAUGAUGUUCCGUGAAUCGUUACGCAUUUCAAUGACCACCGAUCCGGAAAUGGAACGGGACAAACUAAAAAAGUUCCAAGAGCAAGAAAAGAAGCGGUACAACCAGGAGCAGUUGCGUUUUGAAACGAAACACAGCAAACAACUUGAAGAGCUGAGAGCUACCUCUGAGGGAUCAAUAAGGGAACUCGAGCAAUUGCAGAAUGAAAAACGGAAGCAAUUGCUUGAACACGAAACUGCCAAACUUCGGGAAUGCGACGAAGCGUUGCAAAAGGAGUUGCGCGAAUGGAAGGCGCAACUGAUGCCACGCAAACAGGUCAUUGAGAAGCAUCUGAGCCGAAUGGUGGACGAGUACGAAGAUCGUUGGGGUCCGGUUGAUCGUCGUGAGUUCGAUGGCGAUUUUACCGUGCCGCCGGAGCUGCGCAAUCGCACCAAUUCCCUCAAUACCCUUUCCCUCCGGCUGCUGAACAUCACGCGCUCCCGUACGUUCCUAACGCUUCCCACGAUGGCAAAUGGUGGUGGUGGUACCGGUGGUAGUUCUAACCGAAACAGUAUACACAGCUCGGUACCGGAUCUUAGUCGGUCCAUGCCAAACACGCCAAACUCAGGACAUAAACUUUCGCUUGCGUCGUCAUACGAUUCUGUGUUGGAAGAGAAUGAGGGUGAAAAUCAACCUUCGACGAUAGGCACGGGACGUAGUGGAGGUAGAGGAAGUAACUAUCAGCAUCCGUCCGCAAUCAAGUAUAUUCACACGAACGAUCCAGUGGUGGCAGGGAAUGUCCACGUGAGGCGUAAAUCGGAGGAUAUGCUUUCGGGAAAAUCGCGAUCCUCGCGUGUUCCAAUCAAAUCUUUCCUUUACUCAAACACACCGAGUCAGAAUGAGUACGGCGGUACUGGAUCGUCUGUAUACUACGGUGGUGAUUAUGGUGGAUCUCGUAUGACACCAACUGGACCGAUGGCGUAUUAUUCCGACUCAAAGGACCGCGUUGUAUCGAUCCGCGUGAACAAUCAGGUGAUUAAUCGCAAACCGGCAAACAUAUUCGAGGGUAUGACUAAUCGCUCCAAUAUACCACAACCGCACACGUCGUCCGGUGGAACAAUACCGCGUCGUACGUCCGCUGGUUGGGGCCCAAGUCGACUCGGAGAGAACACGUUCGCUACCGCAUCCGACGCGAACAUCAAUCGUCUGACAACGUUCAGUUCCGCGCGUGGAGGUCUUCCACUUCCGACAGCGAAUGGUAGCGGUGGUCGCAACGCUACCACCCCGGGUUUAAAAUUAUCACCUUCGACUCCAGUGCUACUUGCACCGAGUAAGGAUGAUGACACGGUGGUAUAA